GAUCUAAGUAAAAUUAGGAUCCUUCUGGAAACUAAAUCCUUCCCUGGUUUUAGUAAAAUAUCUAUCAUUGCCUUUUCACGCUCCAGGCUUCAUUUAUCCAAGGGGAUGGCUCUUUUGUUUGUUAUUUUACAAGUUAGCCAUUUUGCCGCCACACGGCUACACCUCCCCAUAUUAUUUUUUUUAGAGGGAGUGUGUAGCCGCGCCUCCCUUACCAAGUUAUUCAGUGGGCCAGGCCAGUUCGGACCAGUUCCUGGGGCAGCAGUCGGAACUGAAUUGGCAAGACGGCCGGACGUGUUUCGGGAGCAACUCCACACACGGUUCCAGCACAUGGUAGAGCUCAUAAAUCAGCCGGAAAAUGGAUGAUAAUACAGAAUUCUUGAACGAAAUGUGGCUGGAAAGUGUGGUCAUAGGGAGCUUUCGAGUGUGGCACAUUAUAGCCGCCGUUCUAGGCGUUUUCUUGUUAAUUAUGAUUAUGGUUUGCUGCUGUAUACGCUUCCGGAUCCCACGCACCAAACAGGAAAUCGAGGCGGACUACCAGCGCAAACAGAUCACAAAGAAGUUUCGCGAGAAGCUGCAGCAGAUCAAGAACUCCGAAAUGGACGACAUGGACCUGCAGAAGGUUUGUGCCCGCAUCCAGAGCGACUAUCUGAAUUUCCAGGCCAGCGUGGAGAGCAUGAAUGAGAAGCAGAAUGUUAAAUUUAAGAUCUAAGUGCCUGUUAUAGUAUUGUGCAUCCUUAAGCGAAAUGUUAGAAACCUAAUGCCUUAUAGUAUGAAAUUAUAAGUUAAUAAACUAGAAAAAGCAUCAUAUUCAUCUAAUGAAAAGCUAGAGAGUAAAAGAUGUGCUUGUAUAUUUUA
This is a messenger RNA of Drosophila suzukii, 855 nucleotides long. Its product is annotated as transmembrane inner ear expressed protein. Lineage: Eukaryota; Metazoa; Arthropoda; Insecta; Diptera; Drosophilidae. The record is from RefSeq and is a predicted model, not a curated record.